AUGGGUUACUGUUCUCACUUAAUCCGCCGGUUGUCUCAGCAAUUCUGCCAGCCCUUCACACCUCGGCCUAUCUCUUCCAUUUUAGUUAUCAUUGGCGCCUUUCCAAACCUUUCUGCCUCACGAGGUUUGUGUGGAUUUGGUGACUUGGGCUUGGCGCAGCUGUUUGGCUCUGUCAAGCUGUCCAGACGACGCUGUCUAGGGCUCCCGCACGUCGAGAAAGUGGCGCGUUUGGCGCAGCAGCACAGCUGCUUCUAUGACAGUCUUGAACGGGUUGCCCUCGAGAUGUCAGAACUUGAAGUCUGCGAGUCGCCCCAACCGAGGCUAGAGACCAUAAUUGCUUUUUCUUACAAGACGGAGCAUUGUUUCGGAGUGGGUGUACACAGUGACGCUUGGUUUUCGGUAUCGAAUUCGCUUCACGACUGA
Protopolystoma xenopodis is the source of this 423-nucleotide messenger RNA. The record is from the annotation of a GenBank genome assembly. Lineage: Eukaryota; Metazoa; Platyhelminthes; Monogenea; Polystomatidea; Polystomatidae.